Salvelinus fontinalis (brook trout) is the source of this 6569-nucleotide messenger RNA. RefSeq names its product probable phospholipid-transporting ATPase IM. The transcript has 29 exons. Gene Ontology annotation, molecular function: magnesium ion binding; ATP binding; ATPase-coupled intramembrane lipid carrier activity. NCBI's taxonomy places the organism in Eukaryota, Metazoa, Chordata, Actinopteri, Salmoniformes, Salmonidae. The record is from RefSeq and is a predicted model, not a curated record. Gene Ontology annotation, biological process: phospholipid translocation; Golgi organization. Gene Ontology annotation, cellular component: plasma membrane. Bases 430 to 4059 code for a protein of 1209 amino acids.
AGUGAGAGGGGGAACGUGAGACAGAGAGGAGAGAAGUGAGAGGGGGAAGGUGAGACAGAGAGGGAAGGUGAGACGGAGACAGACAAGAAAGGAGAAGAUCAAACAUAGAAAGAGGAAGGACUAUUUGAGACAGUGAAUGACUGGGGGAGGGAGGAGUUAGAGAGAGAGCGUGAGGAGGAGGGACAGAGAAUGAGAGAGGGGUAGAAUGACAAAAAGAGGAGAGGGGGGUUAGUGUGUGCAGGACAGAUAGUGAAGGAGGAGGGGAUAGCUUUGAGGAAAUAUUUGGCAGCUUGUUUCCUAGUCUGACUUUUCCCAAGACUGUCAGGCCAUUUGUCUCACUCACACUCCAUCGGACAAACACACGGCUGGAGCUGGGACUAACGAUAAAUACCAUGCGUAGGUGAAGAGCGUGAAGAAGAGGCAGAAAACAUGUCGUUCUUCGGUCUAGAAUAUGCCAAGAAGAAAGAGAGUGAGUUGGAGAGGAAACUGAGGGCAAACGACAGAGAGUAUAACCUCUCCUUCAAGUAUGCGACUAAUGCCAUUAAGACAUCUAAGUACAACACGUUCAACUUCCUGCCACUCAACCUCUUUGAACAGUUCCAGAGGAUCGCCAAUGCUUACUUCCUCAUUCUGCUGUUACUCCAAGUGAUUCCUGCAAUCUCCUCUCUGUCCUGGUUCACAACCGUGGUCCCUCUGGCCCUGGUGCUGUCUGUGACGGCUGCUAAAGACGCUACAGAUGACAUAAACCGCCACAGGAGUGACACCCAGGUGAACAACCGGAAGGUCACAGUGCUCAUCGAUGGAGAACUACGGAGUGAAAAAUGGAUGGAUGUUCAUGUGGGUGACAUCAUCAAACUUGGAAACAACCAGUUUGUUACGGCAGACCUGCUGCUGCUCUCUAGUAGUGAACCUCUCAACUUGGUCUACAUAGAGACUGCUGAACUGGACGGUGAGACUAAUUUGAAAGUGAAGCAAGCUGUGACGGUCACAGGAGACAUGGGGGACAACAUCCACAACCUGGCUUCCUUCAGUGGCGAGGUGAGCUGUGAGCCCCCCAACAACCGCCUAGACCGUUUCACAGGAACUCUGACUAACGCCGGUCAGAAAUACUCUCUGGACAAUGACAAGAUCCUGCUGAGGGGCUGCACCCUCAGGAACACAGAGUGGUGUUUUGGACUGGUGCUGUUCGGAGGUCCAGAGACUAAGCUGAUGCAGAACUGUGGGAAGACCACUUUCAAGAGGACCAGCAUCGACCGCCUGAUGAACGUGCUCGUCCUCUGUAUCUUUGGCUUCCUGGCGUUCAUGUGCACCAUCCUGGCCAUCGGCAACAGGAUCUGGGAGCAGCUCUGGGGGUCAGAGUUCACGGCCUUCCUGCCCAGACAGGGGGGAGUUGAUGCCCCCUUCUCGGGCUUCCUCACCUUCUGGUCCUACGUCAUAAUCCUUAACACCGUCGUACCCAUCUCCCUCUACGUCAGUGUGGAGGUCAUCCGUCUGGGGAACAGUUUCUACAUCGACUGGGACAGGAAGAUGUACCAUGCCCAUAGUGACACCCCGGCCAAGGCCCGGACCACCACGCUGAACGAGGAGCUGGGUCAGAUCAAAUACAUCUUCUCGGACAAGACCGGAACACUCACUCAGAACAUCAUGACAUUCAACAAGUGUUCCAUCAACGGGAAGAGCUACGGGGAAGUAUUUGACUACACUGGCCAGAGACAGGAGAUCAACGAGCACACAGAAACAGUGGACUGGUCGUUCAACCCUUUGGCCGAUCAUCACUUCUCCUUUCAUGACCACUCCCUGGUGGAGGCUUUGAAGCUGGAGCGUCCUGAAGUCCAGUCCUUCUUCAGACUAUUGGCCCUCUGUCACACUGUUAUGGCUGAGGAGAAGAUAGAGGGUGAGCUGCUGUACCAGGCCCAGUCCCCUGACGAAGGUGCCUUGGUAACCGCUGCACGCAAUUUUGGCUUUGUGUUCCGCUCUCGCACGCCAGAGAGCGUCACCAUCGUAGAGAUGGGAGAACAACACAGUUACGAACUCCUCGCCAUCCUUGACUUCAACAACGUCCGCAAGAGGAUGUCCGUCAUUGUGCGGAGUCCAGAGGGGAAGCUGUGUUUAUACUGUAAAGGAGCAGACACCAUGGUCUAUGAGAGGCUGAACCAGUCCUGUGCCAAGCUGAUGGAUGUCACCACUGAACACCUCAAUGAGUUUGCUGGUGAGGGUCUGCGGACCCUGGCUCUAGCCUAUAAGGACCUGGAUGAGGAAUACUUCAGCAGCUGGAAACAGCGCCACCAUGAGGCCAGCACAGCACUGGAGGACAGAGAGGACAAACUAGACCUGCUCUAUGAGGAGAUAGAGAGAGACCUGAUGUUGCUGGGAGCUACAGCCAUAGAGGAUAAACUCCAGGAUGGUGUGCCACAGACCAUCGAGCAGCUUGCCAAAGCUGACAUCAAGAUCUGGGUGCUCACUGGCGACAAACAGGAGACGGCGGAGAACAUUGGCUACUCCUGCAACAUGCUGCGAGAGGAAAUGAACAACAUUUUCAUCGUGUCGGCCAACAACUCAGACGAUGUCAGACAGGAACUGAGGAAUGCAUGGAGCACCAUGAAACCAGGUGCAGAGGAGGAGGCCAACUUCAUGCCAGAGAAGACGCUGGGUAACAAGCCGAAGGUGGUCAGGGACGAGGAGGUGAACGGGGAGUAUGGCCUGGUCAUCAACGGACACAGUCUGGCCUAUGCCCUAGAGCGUAGCAUGGAGCUGCUGUUCCUGCGUACAGCCUGUCUGUGUAAGACAGUGAUCUGCUGCAGAGUGACUCCACUACAGAAGGCCCAGGUGGUGGAACUGGUCAAGAAAUACAAACAGGCCGUCACUCUGGCCAUAGGAGACGGGGCCAACGACGUCAGCAUGAUUAAAGCUGCUCAUAUAGGUGUGGGUAUAAGCGGUCAGGAAGGGAUGCAGGCGGUCCUCUCUUCAGACUACUCCUUUGCUCAGUUCCGCUUCCUAGAACGCCUCCUCCUGGUCCACGGCCGCUGGUCCUACCUGAGGAUGUGUAAGUUCCUGCGAUACUUCUUCUACAAGAACUUCACCUUUACCUUCGUCCACUUCUGGUACGCCUUCUUCUGCGGAUUCUCAGCACAGACGGUGUAUGACGAGUGGUUCAUCACGUUGUAUAACCUGGUCUACACAGCACUUCCUGUACUGGGUAUGAGUCUGUUUGACCAGGAUGUGAAUGACAUGUGGAGUUUCCAGCACCCCCAGCUGUACGUUCCAGGCCAGCUGAAUCAGUACUUCAGUAAAACAGCUUUCUUUAAGUGUGCCCUCCACAGUAUCUACAGCUCAGUAGUGCUAUUCUUCAUCCCCUACGCUGCCAUGUACGACACGGUCCGAGACGACGGGCAAGACAUUGCUGACUACCAGUCCUUCGCCCUGCUAGCACAGACCUGUCUGGUCAUCACUGUCUGUAUACAGCUGUGUCUGGACAUGUCCUACUGGACAGCGGUGAACCACUUCUUUGUGUGGGGGAGUCUGUCCAUGUACUUCACUGUCACCUUCACCAUGUACAGCAACGGAACGUUCCUCAUCUUCCCUGCAUCCUUCCCCUUCAUCGGCACAGCCAGGAACUCCCUGAACCAGCCCAACGUGUGGCUGACCAUCCUGCUCACCUCCAUCCUCUGUGUACUUCCUGUGGUUGCCUACCGCUUCCUGUUAAUACAGCUCCGCCCCACUAUCAACGACAAGGUGAUGUUCAAGGUGAGACAGGCCAAGGCCGCGCCCCCUCCCCUAGCCCGCCGUGCCCGGAUUCGCCACACCAGCACCCGCCGUUCCGGCUACGCCUUCUCGCAUGCGGCGGGCUACGGGGACCUGGUGAUGUCCAACCGUUUUCUGCGCCGUCCCGCCGUCACACUCACCACCGCUUUUACCCCUCUGGGACGCACCACAGGGUUCAGCCCCACGGGCCGCUCAGCCGGAUACAGCCCCACUGGGAAUGCCCUGAACACCAGACCAGAGGAUGUGGAGGUGACAUCACUGCAAAUGCACCACAUGACGCGAGACCCCGCCUUCUGAUGUACCGCACUAUGCCCGCCUUAAGUCAGAUAACAGUCAUAUAUUAGCCACUUCUGAGACUCACUUAGAUAAUUAAUUUGAUGAUAUAGCAGUAGCAAUACAAGGAUAUAACAUCUAUAGAAGAGACAGGAAUGUUUAUGAGGGAGGUGUUGCUGUAUAUGUUCAGAGCCAUAUCCCUGUAAUGCUUAGAGAAUAUCUUAUGUCAAGUGUUAUUGAAGUGUUGUGGUUGCAGGUUCACCUGGCACACCUAAAGCCUUUUCUUUUUGGAGUGUUGCUAUAGGCCACCAAGUGCUAACAGUCAGUAUAUAAACAAUAUGUGUGAAAUGCUUGAUAGUGUUUGUGAUGUAAACAGACAGGCAUACUUUCUUGGGGACUUGAAUAUUGACUGGUUUCCAUCAAGCUGUCCCUUCAAGAGGAAGUUUUUCACUGUAACCAGGGCCUGUAAUCUGGUUCAGGUUAUUCAUCUUGGGUGUUUACAAAUACUACAGGAACAAGAUUAUCCACAUACAAUACAGUUCAAAAGUUUGGGAUCACUUAGAAAUGUCCUUGUUUUUGAAAGAAAACCACAUUUUUUUGUCCAUUAAUAUGGCUGCAAGCCCGAGGUCGGUACACCUAUGACAACAUCCCCCACCCCCCCCCCCCACACUGAUUAGCAUCGCUAGCAUAGCGUCACAAUUAAAUAGUAGCAUCUAAAUAUCAUUAAAUCACAAGUCCAAGACACCAAAUGAAAGAUACAGAUCUUGUGAAUAAAGCCACCAUUUCAGAUUUUUAAAAUGUUUUACAGGGAAGACAAAAUAUGUAAAUCUAUUAGCUAACCAUGUUAGCAAAAGACACCAUUUUUCUUUGUCCACCAUUUUUUCUCAACACCAGUAGCUAUCACCAAUUUGGCUAAACUAAGAUAUUGAUAGCCACUAACCAAGAAAAAAACUCAUCAGAUGACAGUCUGAUAACAUAUUUAUUGUAUAGGAUAGGUUUUGUUAGAAAAAUGUGCAUAUUUCAGGUAUAAAUCAUAGUUUACAAUUGCACCCACCAUCACAAAUCGACUAGAAUAAAUACACAGAGCAACGUGUAUUACCAAUUUACUCAUCAUAAAACAUUUCUUAAAAAUACACAGCACAUAGCAAUGGAAAGACACAGAUCUUGUGAAUUCAGACAAUAUUUCAGAUGUUCUAAGUGUUUUACAGCGAAAACACAAUAAAUCGUUAUAUUAGCAUACCACAUAUGCAAACGUUACCCGACCAUUGAUUCAAGCCAAAGAGAGCGAUAUCGUUAUCAUCGCCAAAAUAUAUUAAUUUUUUCACUAACCUUCUCAGAAUUCUUCCGAUGACACUCCUGUAACAUCAUAUUACAACAUACAUAUAGAGUUUGUUCGAAAAUGUGCAUAUUUAGCCACCAAAAUCAUGGUUAGACAAUGACAAAAGUAGCCCAGCUGGUCAGAAAAUGUCGUGCGCCAUAUUAGACAGUGAUCUAGUCUUAUACAUAAAUACUCAUAAACGUGACUAAAAAAUAUAGGGUGGACAGCGAUUGAUAGACAAUUUAAUUCUUAAUACAAUCGCUGAAUUACAUUUUUUAAAUUAUCCUUACUUUUCAAUACAGGUUGCGCCAAGCGAAGCUACAUCUAACAAAAUGGCGGCAUAAGCGAUUAACAUUUUUCGACAGAAACACGAUUUAUCAUAAUAAAUUGUUCUUACUUUGAGCUGUUCUUCCAUCAGAAUCUUGGGCAAUGAAUCCUUUGCUCAAGCAAAAACAUGACCGGAGAAAUAUUACUGGCUAAACUAAAGCUUGGAGAAAGAGCAGGUCCGUGUCCACCUUGCAUCAGGCGCAGCUGGAAAAGGGACACUACCUACACGUUGUGCUGUUUUAUAGAGGCUCUGAUUGCGCAAUCGACUCCAUUCAAAGCGUCACCACGUAAUGACAUCCAGGGGAAGACGUAAGCAGUGUUUGUAUCCUCAUAGCAUUCACAGGGACCUUUAAACUGACUCCAGAUCAGGGGCCAAGAUGUCUGAAAUCUGACUCCAUGUCAGGGAAAGUGCUGUAGAAUGAGUUCUGUUCCACUCAGAGACAAAAUUUCAACGGCUAUAGAAACUAGAGAGUGUUUUCUAUCCAAUAAUAACAAUAAUAUGCAUAUUGUACGAGCAAGAAUUGAGUACGAGGCCGUUUGAAAUGGGCACCUAUUAUCUGGCUACUCAAUACUGCCCCUGCAGCCAUAAAAAGUUAAUUAAAAGAACAUCAAAUUGAUCAGAAAUACAGUGUAGACAUUGUUAAUGUUGGAAAUGACUAUUGUAGCUGGAAACGGCAGUUUUUUUAAUGGAAUAUCUACAUAGGCGUACAGAGGCCCAUUUUCAGCAACCAUCACUCCUGUGUUCCAAUGGCACAUUGUGUUAGCUAAUCCAAGUUUAGCAUUUUAAAAGGCUAACUGAUCAUUAGAAAAGCCUUUUGCAAUUAUGUUAGUGCAGCUGAAAACUGUUGUCCUGAUUAAAGAAGCAAUAAAACUGUCCUUCUUUAGACUA